CAGAUCUAAAGGACGAUCGGUCUGAACGGAGGGCUUUCUUGGAGGGUCGGGGGCCACGCUGAAGCCCCCUGCUCUUAAUUUUUGUCCUUGGCUUUCCAGAAUCUCUCAUCCACUGGGGCUGCGGCCGCGUUAGGGAUCUCGUUCUGCAGGCGAAAAACCCUCAAUACCGAUAUGCAUACAGCUUUCGGGGGGGGAAGGAGAAGGGAUGCCUUUAGAUACCUGGAGGGGCUCAACCCAUCGCCCCCUUUCCUCCCGCUUCCUCUCCCGCCUCCCCCCCACUACAAAAAUAGAGCACGUCCCCUUUAAAUUUACCCAGGAGCCCUUAAAGGAGCCCCAGGGGCCCCGGGGGGAAAGGCAUCCCCACCCUGCUUAGCCGGAGCCUGCCUGGAUCUUUCGCCGUCGAAGCGGAGGAGCCUUUAUGCAAGUAGAUCCCCCCCCAAAUAGAUAUAUUUAUAUAUAUAUAUAUAUAUAUAUAAUUUUUUUUUUAAAAAAUAAAAAAUAGAAAUAUUGCAACGGAUCGGCGGACCUAGAGCUUUGCAAAAGAGCAGGGGAGCGAGAAGGCUUAGAUCUGGGUGCCUGUUGGAAGGGGGGGGGAUGAACGCCUAGAGACCGGGAGCGAAAGGCGCAGCAAAGCAUGGAGCAGCCCCCCAGCCUUUCCAUCAAGCAGGAGCCCCAGGAUCCAGAAGAGUUGCUCUUUGGAGAAGAGGCAUCUGAUUCUCAGAACAGUGGUGAGCUGCGCUCCGGCCACUCUUUGCGGCCAUCUGGGAAUGGCCUGUUGCGAGGCAAUGCCAAGGAUCCUUCUGCCCUCCUCAGUGGAGGGCGCAAGUACUCGGACCAUUGCGAGGAGCGGGCGUCGAGGCCUGGCAAGAGCCGUAUCCCUGGGCGGGACCAUCGACGCUAUUACCAUGAGCACUGGAGGGGAGAGUACCUGAUGGACUUCAACGCCGCCCGGCACGGCAUGAUCUGCAUGGUAUGUGGGAGCUCACUGGCCACCCUCAAGCUCAGCACCAUCAAAAGACACAUCCGGCAGAAGCAUCCGUACUCCCUGACCUGGAGUGCCCACGAGAAGGAGGUCAUCAUGAAUAGCUGGGAUGCCCACUUGGGCGUCGAGGCGGAGACGAAUGGAGCCAGAGACCUGGGUGAAAGGCCCGAUGCUCAGCAAGGCGGAGAGUUGCCAUUUGGCGGCGGCCGCAGGAGGAGGCGUGGGCCGGGACCCCUCUCCUCUCGUGGGGGGCGUCGCCCGUCUGGCCUGGCUUUGAAAGCCUCCCCGGGAGGGGAAGAUCAGAACCUGGAGCGGUACCUGAAAGAGUCCCUGCAGAGCUGGUUCCAGUCUGAGUUCCUGAUGGACUAUGACCCUCAGGGCAACCGGCUCUUCUGCAUGAUGUGCGGCUCGUCCUUGCCCAGCCUCAACCUGGAAGACAUCAAGCGACACAUCAUGGAUGCUCACCCCAGCUCCCUCGGCUUGAGCCCCACUGAGAAGGCCAGCAUCCUGGAGGCGUGGAACUCCCGCGCGGUGGCUCCGCCUGCCGAGGGCGCAGGCCCAGGGAAAGCUCUAGUGGCAGAAGAGCCUGAGCCCGCCCCGCAGGACCUGAGUAAGAAGGAAGUGGAUCCGCCUCUGUCUCCGGACCAACCCGCUGGCGAGGAUGGCUCUGAAGAGGCUGGCCCUUGGGACUCCGAAGAGAGCAACCUUCCUGCCCCUGCCCGUGGCCGGGACCAUCGCCGCUACUUCCAGGAACACUGGCGCGUGGAGUACUUGAUGGACUACAACGGGUCGCGGCACGGGCUGGUGUGCAUGGUCUGCGGGAGUUCCUUGGCCACACUCAAGAUGAGCACCAUCAAGCGGCACAUUCAGCAGAAGCACCCGGACUCCACCCAGCUGAGCCACCAGGUCAAGGCCCUCAUCGUGGAGGAGUGGAGCCAGAAGGCCGCCCGUCUGGGGGACACGGAGGAUUCCCUGCCUGGAACGGAUGCUGAGGCGGACAAAGUGGAAUCGCAGCCUGCUUGCAAUCCUCCCUUGUCCCCUGAGGAAGGUCAAGAGGACGGGUCAGCCCCUGCGGAAGAGGAAGAUGCACCAUCAGCAGGCAGACUGGCUCCUUCCCAGCAGUCCCCGGAGGCGGCGUCUCUGACGACUGGCCCCCCUUCCCGGCGGGGUCAGCGUCGGAACUACCAGCCCCGCUGGCGCGUGGAGUACCUGAUGGACUACAACGAGCAGCGGCACGGGCUGGUCUGCAUGGUUUGUGGGGGCAUGCUGGCGACCCUGAAGGUCAGCACCAUCAAGCGGCAUAUCCUUCAGGUGCACCGCUUCUCCCUGGAGUUCACGGCCGUGGAGAAACAGACCAUCCUCGAUGCCUACGCUGAAAAAGGCCCGGCUCAGAAUUCCAGACAACUGGGCCCAAAGGCCUCCACCAGCCUUGACUCUGAGCCUGCUGACAUCAAGCCAAACACUCAAGGCGCAGGGAAAAUCGGGUUUGGUUACAAUUUGCCGGUAUGUACGGCGUAGCCGCAGACCCGGACUGCCCCCCGUGGUGGCAGGGUGGACUUUGUUGAACAUUGAACCAGUUUUGUUUGAUUCUCGCCACUGUGGGUGGUGAAACUCUCUUACAAUUCUCAGCUUUCAGAAUUCUGCAGGUGGAAUCAAGUAUUGCAGAAUUCUGCAACUGGAAACAAAUCAUGCAGAAGCCAGGGAUGCUUUGUUUUGCUUUUUUGUUUUGUUUUGGCCUAGCAUCAGCUUUUGAUUUGCAUGUUCUGUUCUAGUGGCAAAGGGUUUUUAAAGGUGUUUGUUCCCCCCUCCCCUUUCUCUGUGGAGCUGGAACUUUUGUGCUCCAGCGAUUCUGGUAAGGUUGUGGAAAGGUUUGGGGGCCUCUGGUACAUUCUGGAGUAGUGAAGUGCUUUAAGGGUGUGUGUGGGGGCAUUUCAUCAGGCAUGGUUGCCAGGAGAUUUGAUGGAAAGGGAAGGUGCUGUUACUUCCCUGUAAGGGAGUGGCGGGAAUCUUUUUCCAGCCCAAGGACUGCAUUCCCUUCUAGGCAGCCUUCUGGGGGCCAUGUGCCAGGGGUUGGCAGGGCCGGAGCCAAAAGUGGGUGAAGCAAUGAAUGUAAACUUUUCUUUGUACAGUAGGCCAGCUUCUACACUGACACACAGAGAUGUAACCUGCUUCUCUUUGUAAGCAAGUGUGGGGGGGUGAUGUAGACGUUCUUUCCCAUUGAUUGCCGGGUGGGGGUGGGGAGACACCCGCACCAUGUUGUGCUCCUGCCUCUUUUCCUGCUCUUUUACAUGUGGCAGCCAUUUUCAUAGGCCACAUCCCCCGUGGCAGCCAUUUUGUGACUGGCGCUCAUGGCACUUUCCCCAAAUUCCAAAUGUGCUGAGUCAAAAACGCUGGUGCUCCCUACUCUAUGCAUUGACCUGUAGGCUUGAGAGUUGGGGGCCUUUCCUCCCCCCCCCCCCAGAUGCUCGUUGUCGAGCUAAAGGUGGUGUGGAGAACCUUUGGCCCUCCGGGUGUUCAUAGAAUCAUAGAAGAGCAGAGUUGGAAGGGGUCUAUAAGGUCAUUGAAUCCAUCCCCCUGCUCAGUGCAGGAGUCCAAGUUAAAGCACACCCAACAGGUGCUUUAAGUGGAUUCCUGCAUUGAGCAAGGGGUUGGAUUCGAUGGCUUUAUAGGUCCCUGCCAACUCUAUGAUUCUAUGAUGCGUUGCUGAACUAUAAUUCUCAUCGUCCCUGGCCAUUGGCUGUGUUUGCUGGGGCUGACGGGAGUUGCAGUUCAGCAACAGCUGGAGGGUCAAAGGUUCCCUUCCACCUGAGUUAAAGAAAAGGGCACUUCAGAGGCUGGUUGGCCAGUUUCGCUCCGUGUUCCAGUCCUCACGCCUUUUUUUGCAGGAGCUGCAACAAAGAAUGUGUGGCCUGCAAAUAUUAAAUGUGUGUGUGUGUGGGACUAUGAUAGCUCUCUAGCAAAUGCAGGACUGGGCACUGAUGGCACCUACACUUAAGAAAGUCCCCAAGGUUUUAAGCAAAACCGGUCCCCUGAUAUGGUAUGAUAGUGGUCAGGAACCUCUGGCCUGUGGGCUUAAUUAAGCCCACCAGGUCUCCCUAUUUGGCCCGCGAGGUUGUUUUGGCCAAGCUGUGCCCACCUGCCUUUCAUGUGAUGGUGUAUGUAUGACGCUGGAUGUGGAGCAGGUAAAGUCAUCACUGGGCCAAGCCCAGACAAUGCAACUGGUUGUCGGUACUGGAUGGCUGUGCUUUUGCCUGCACAGUUUGACUGUGUGGGCAAAAGUGGGUCAGCUGAUGUCAUUGUAACAUCAGGUGACGGACCAGUAGCCGGCCCUGGAUCACAAUGGGUAAGCUGGAGAUAAGAUCUGGCCCCCAACACUGUGGUAUGAGGAAUUUCCUUGGCUACAUUUACUGCAUAAGGGCCUAGCCCUAAACUGCUCCUGCGGAUAGGUUUGAGGGUGUGGGUUGUGUGUGAGCACAUUGAGAUCAUUUUCUCCACCAUCCCAAAACCUCUUGAAGAUUCAGAUUCCCCUCCUGAUGCAGCAGAGGCUGUCCUUGAUGUUAUAUUGUGUUAAAAUAUUUCAGAAGAGGCUUUGCUUCCCUCAGUGGUUCAGGCACGUGUCCCUAAAGUGAUGUCCUAAGGGAAACAGCCUCCCCAAUCCAUGUGCCCUGGUAAUGGAAGCUUAAUGGAACCAUUCCCAAUCCUGGCGUUCCAAGUCACCCAUGAUAAAGAAGGCUUGCUGUGGGGUGAUAAAUGCUAAUGAAGCUCAAGGGAUUAUUGAAUUGAGCCCACAAAUCUAAAGAAUUAGGUAAAUUGGAAGGAGGAAAAUAAGUAUUUAAGACAAACUAAAGUUGUCCUGUUGAGUAGUUCCGUCAAGGCUGGAAGAUAAAACAUCUCUACAGUAGGAACUGGGUAAUGCAGAUUACUGUAGAACUUCUGAUAUCAACAGAGAUAAAAGUAGUUAGCUCUCCCAUACCUCGUCCAAAAUUGUGUUUCUUAGUGGCAGGAUAAAGGAUCUGUAGCAACACACCUGGGGAAGCGGCUGCUAGCCAGGUCUCUUGUAAGCAAACCAUUUUAAAUGUAGUUAAAAAGGUUUCAUUGCACUUACUAUGCCAGAGAGGGGAGUUAUAAACAUUUCCCAUGUGAUCGCACUUAAGAUUAAGGGCCAUCUUGGACCGUCAGGUGGCUGUAUCAUGUUGGGCUAUGGGGGGCGGGGGGCAGCAGUAGGGAAUGGCCAGUAACUUAGGAAAAAUACAAAGCUGCAUCUUUCUCUGUGACAUGCUUUCUACAUGCAGGGAGGGCCCUCCCCUCUGUGGCAUGCUAACUUUCUAUGUGCAGGGAGGCAUCCCCCUCCCUCUCACCAUUCAGCCUACAGGGGCAUGGUCUAGAAAAGUGUUGUCCUGAGGAGCUGCAGGCAGUACAAAUGAGGUCCCAGUUUCCUGACUGAUGGUUAUUAAGAGUGUUGUAGGCUUUUUGUUUUCGUUUUUUAAAAAAAUCUGUGACAUGCUUUCUACAUGCGGGAAGGGGCAUGCUAAACUCACUGAACUCAGGUUCUUGUCUGAGUUCCUAACUGUCAGACCUCUUACUCUGUGGCUAGGAGAACAUUGACUACUUCGUUUUGUUGCUCUUCCGCCUCAAAGAUGGAAAUCGGUACAGCCUGAGCCCACUAGGACACUGCCGUUUCCCGAAUCUUUGCUCUGAAUGAACAAACCACAGCUGGGUUUUCAGAGCCAAGGGGACAGGGCAGCAGAUGUUCUUAUAAGCAGAGUCGGUGCCAGGCGUUCACCCUGCCUCAGCUGCAAUCCCACUUGAAAGCAAGCAGCUAAUUUGUGGGUCUCAAAGAUGACCUUGUGCUGUCCACCCAAAUCUGUAUCUUUGUACUUCAAAUUGUGCAGGAAGUGGGUUGUAUCCAAGGCUAGUCCUACGCCGAGUAGGCUCGCUGGCAUUAAUGGGCAUGACUAAUUUAGGUGCAUCAACUUCUGUGGGUCUACUCCAAGUAGGACUUAGGUACAACCCUUGGGUUUCCCUGAAAGAGGGCUUUUAAUUUUUUUAUAUGUAUAUUUUAGCAGAACUGGCAGAUGGUGGAGGGUUACAGGACCGUAGAAGCAGGAAAGAAAUGGCGCUCUUAAACUUUCUGCACCCUACCUUCCUGUGGGGAAAGCGGGGGGAUCUUAGCUCAGUGGUAGAGCAUCUGCUUUACAUGCAGACGGUCCUGGUUUACAUCCCUGGCAUGUCCAGGUAGGACUGGGGGAGAUUUAUCUUGAAACCCUAGACAGCUGCUUCCAGCCAAGGUAGACCAUACUGAGCAAGACAGACCAAUGGUUUAAGUUAGUAUAUGGCAACUUCCUAGGUUCCUGUUUAAAUCGGCCCUUUACUCACAACCAUGAGGACUGGAGUCUUGCUGUAUUUUUAGGGGAUGUGUCAUAGCUCAGUGGAACAUCUCUGCAUUCAGAAGGCUCCAGGUUCACAUUCCCCUUAAAAGGACUGGGGAAGAUUGGGUGCCCUGGAUCGAGGAGAGGGGCUGCCAUCAGAAUGGGUCAUUCCAGCCUAGAUGGCCCAAAAGCCUGAUUUCAGUGGUGUGUGUUUGCAAGCCGCUGAGCCUUGGUCCAGGGUUGGUGGUGGAACUCAACAAGUUAGAAUUAAAUGAGGACCAGAAACUUAAAAUAGCUGAGCAAAGCUUGCCUUCAGCAAUAUAGUGAAGAAAGCAAGGACACAAAGAAAAGUCGCACUUAUAAUCCAGCACGCUGAUCCUUGCUGGAUAUUAAUUCCCUUGACAGGAAUGCUUUCUCUCAUCAACCGCACUUCCCCCCCUGAAAGUGAAAAGUAGCCAUCACAUUUUUGCACAGCCGAUUCUCCUUCCACCCCCUCCUUCUGAAUCAGUAGCUUGGUCCUUUUUGUAGCUAUCCUUGUGAAACAUGAACUCCGAGGUAUACUAUCAAUAACGCCCGUUAUGACCUUGUGACUGUGUUGGAACCUUGUCCGUGUCUCUUGUGAAAAAAGGUGUUUUGCAUUAAUAUGGAGGGUUUUAAAAAUUAUAUAAAUAUAUAUAUAAGCACUAAAUUUUGUAAAACAGGUUAUGUCAAAAUAAAUCCUA
Messenger RNA from Rhineura floridana, 7073 nucleotides. It is a transcript of the gene ZFTA, whose product is annotated as zinc finger translocation associated. The coding region runs from base 635 to 2500 and encodes 621 amino acids. The record is from RefSeq and is a predicted model, not a curated record. Gene Ontology annotation, biological process: negative regulation of DNA-templated transcription. NCBI's taxonomy places the organism in Eukaryota, Metazoa, Chordata, Lepidosauria, Squamata, Rhineuridae. The transcript is spliced from 5 exons.